GCACAGGCUCCCCGUGGACCACUCGUGUGCACCGCGCCAGUUCUCCUUCCACCCUCCUCCCCAUCCUCGUCCCGGCAGCCCCGCGAGAUGAUAACGCCAAAACCCUAAACCCCACCGCAACCCAAUCCCUUCCGGCCGCCCACCCGCCACCGCCACGUCGGCCGGUGGCCUGCCGGAGACCGACCUCCGCUGCCCCCGUCGCCUCAGCCAGCGAUGCACAGGAUUCUCCCCCGAGCCGCCUCCUUCCUCGACGCGGCCGCGGCCCCGGCCCGGCCGCUGCUGCCCUCCUCCCCCAUGCCCGCGCUUCGCCUGGCAGGCCCGUCCCUCUCCGCUUGCUCGAUGCCGAGCACCGCGCGCCUCCGCCCCCUGCCGUGGCUGCGCUGCGGCGGUGGCGGCGCGGUCGCGAGGAGGGGGCUCUGCUGCUCCGCCGAGGCGGCGAGACGCGGGGAUGUUGCCGCGGGAGAGGGGGAGGAGGAGGAAGAGGGGAGGGGCUCCAGAGGAGGUGGGGGUCGUCAUUCGCCAGAGAGGAGGCAGAGAGGCCGGGGCGAUGCGGCGACGGGGAGCGGGGAGCUGCUCGCCAUUCCUGGGGUCGGGCCGCGGAACCAGAGGAAGCUCGUUGAGAAGGGAUUCGAUGGCGUUGCGCCGCUCAAGCAGCUCUACCGGGAUAAGUUCUUUGGCAAGUCUGAUGUGAAGAUGGUUGAGUUCUUGCAAAGUUCAGUUGGCAUCAUACACAAGAACCAUGCUGAGAGUAUAACUUUGUUCAUUAAAGAGAGCGUUGAUGAGGAGGUGAAAGACACUGACACAUCUAAGCCUUGCAGAAGAAAGAGGCUCACCUUUUGUGUUGAAGGGAAUAUCAGUGUCGGGAAAUCUACAUUCCUUCAAAGAAUUGCCAACGAGACUAUCGAACUACGUGACCUUGUGGAAAUAGUACCUGAACCUGUUGCAAAGUGGCAGGAUAUUGGGCCUGAUCACUUUAACAUACUUGAUGCUUUCUAUGCUGAACCACAGAGGUAUGCUUACACUUUCCAGAAUUACGUCUUUGUGACAAGGGUGAUGCAAGAGAGGGAGUCUUCAAGUGGAAUAAAGCCUCUCCGGCUGAUGGAAAGAAGUGUUUUCAGUGAUAGAAUGGUUUUUGUCCGUGCUGUUCAUGAAGCUAAGUGGAUGAACGAGAUGGAAAUCAGCAUUUACGAUUCCUGGUUCGACCCAGUUGUGUCAUCUCUCCCGGGUCUUGUCCCUGAUGGUUUUAUUUAUCUAAGAGCUAGCCCUGACACCUGCCACAAAAGAAUGAUGGUUCGGAAAAGGUCUGAGGAGGGUGGUGUCAGUCUUGAUUACCUUCAAGGUUUGCAUGAGAAACAUGAAAGCUGGCUACUUCCGUCCAAAGGACAAGGUUCUGGUUUGUUGUCAGUCAGUCAGCUUCCAAUUCAUAUGGAGGGCUCACUACAUCCAGAAAUACGAGAUCGAGUGUUCUUCCUGGAAGGAGAUCAUAUGCAUUCUAGUAUCCAGAAGGUUCCUGCUCUGAUCCUGGACUGUGAAAAUGACAUUGAUUUUAACAAGGACAUUGAAGCUAAACGACAAUAUGCUCGUCAAGUUGCGGAGUUCUUCGAAUUUGUGAAGAAAAAGAAUGAAGCUCUUCCUGCUGAGACAAGUGAUGGUGACAAGAGUAUGAGCCCACAGGUUAUGCUUCCUGGCAGAGGUGAUUUGUGGUUCCCUGGAGGCAGCCCUUUACCAAAAUCUGCUCUAGGAUCUCUUGAAUUCAGACGGGCGAUGUCGUCCUUCCUCCCAAAGUAGGGGCAAACAUCACUGAUGCAACUACCAUUUUGUGGCCAUGCAUGGUAUCUUGUAAAAUCUGGAUGGUCAUUUGGUCAAUCAGCACAUCCGAGCCUCAAAGUACCACCACUAACUGGCGACGACCUUCUGAAUGCUGUAUGAUCUCGAAACGUAGGUACUCUUUCCAUCUGUAGUGCUAGCCAAUGCUGUAUGAUAGUAUCUGACUUCGUGUUCCUGUAAAUGAUGAUCUGACUACUUGCUUGGCGUCGGUGCCUAUUAGUAUAUUACGGAUAAGUAUGGAACCAUAUGCUGUUUC
Messenger RNA from Aegilops tauschii subsp. strangulata, 2083 nucleotides. RefSeq lists its product as uncharacterized. Gene Ontology annotation, molecular function: deoxynucleoside kinase activity. Gene Ontology annotation, cellular component: cytoplasm. NCBI's taxonomy places the organism in Eukaryota, Viridiplantae, Streptophyta, Magnoliopsida, Poales, Poaceae. The record is from RefSeq and is a predicted model, not a curated record.